GCUGUUUUGUAGAGUCACUGAGGAAAGCGUUUAGUGUGAUCCCCCAUAUUGUCCUUGCCCUUUCCACCAUCCUAAUUUUACCAGAAGAGAAGAGGAAUACUAUUAGAUUGUUUCUUUUUCAGAAAGAAGAUAUUGUUACCGUUUUCUCAAUAAAGAUUCCGUUAUUUUGUGUCAUCGUUUAUCCUAAGGGUAUUCGCAUUCUUUCGUGAUGUUUGUUUCCAGAGGAGUUCAAAGAAUUUCGCAAUUACCCAAUUCUUUAUUCUAUACUUUUCCGCUUAUAAUUGCUAAGCGUAAUUACCAAAGUGCUACCUUGGAGACUCGUCCCCCAAUUUCCGGUAAGAAAGCUCAGAUUUUAAAGCAUGCUUUGGAGCAUGUCCCUCAACUUGGCUUCUCUGAAGAAGCCAUAAAAAUGGGUGGUCGCUCACUUGGGUAUAGCAAUCUUCCUACAGCACUUUUUCCCUCUGGUUCUAUGAACCUCAUUUCAUACUUUCUAUUACAACAACGUUAUGCUUUAAGAGAACAGAAGAAUCAUCUUACUUUGAUGCAAAAUACUACUGAAAAAGUAACUCAUUUGAUUUGGUCUCGUCUCCAAGCAAACCGAGAUGUUAUGGAACACCUGCCACAGAUGAUUGCAACGUGUGUAGCCCCUUCCAAUCUUCCCUCAUCGAUUAAGUCUUUGGCAGAUCUUUCAGACGAAAUACUUUAUCUUGCCCAAGAUAAAUCUGCUGAUUUCCACUGGUAUACAAAGCGUGCUGUCGUGUCAGCCAUCUACAGUGCAUCCGAAUUGUUUAUGACGAAAGAUAACUCGCCCAAUUUUCAAGCUACUUAUGAUUUUGUUCAACAUAGAGUUCAACAUGCCAAGGCCUUGAAUAAUCUUCGUGAAGAUUUUUUGGAAUGGGGUUCCUUCCAAUUGAAUGCCAUUCGAUCAAUCCUUCGUUCUCGAGGUAUUUGAGUUAGAUAGUAAUGCGGUGUUGACUUUUGAGUUUAGUUUCAAAGUAAAUUACUAUAAAAAAAAAAAAAAAGGAUUAUCUUACUAAAUGUUGUUUGGCUAUCUUGUUUUGGUGAUUUUAUUUUUAUGGUAGAAGAAUUAAGAGUACUGAAUUGAUUACAAGAAUGUAUCAUAUGUAAAUCAAUUCAUUCUGUUAAUUAUUUAUUAAUAAAUAAAAUCACAUUAAUGAUGCAAAGUAAUUCGCGUAUUUUUUAUAUACGUGUUAGCAUAUUCUCGUCUG
Schizosaccharomyces octosporus yFS286 is the source of this 1229-nucleotide messenger RNA. Its product is annotated as ubiquinone biosynthesis protein Coq9. NCBI's taxonomy places the organism in Eukaryota, Fungi, Ascomycota, Schizosaccharomycetes, Schizosaccharomycetales, Schizosaccharomycetaceae. The transcript has a single exon. Bases 209 to 952 code for a protein of 247 amino acids. Gene Ontology annotation, molecular function: lipid binding. Gene Ontology annotation, biological process: ubiquinone biosynthetic process. Gene Ontology annotation, cellular component: mitochondrial inner membrane. The record is from RefSeq and is a predicted model, not a curated record.